AUGCUAAAGAGAUUAUUCAGCACCACUACCAAGGUAGCAAAGUCUUCUUUUGUUCCAUUGGUCAGCUCUACGGGGAUCCUCGAUGCCAUUGGCAACACUCCUUUGUUAAAACUCACCAAGCUUUCUGAGAAGCUGGGUAGAAAUAUCUAUGUCAAAGCAGAAUACAUGAAUCCAGGGGGUUCAGUCAAAGACAGAGCUGCUAAGUACGUAAUUGAGGAUGCUGAAAAGAAAGGGCUUCUAAAACAAGAAGGUAUGGUGGUCGAAGGAACAGCAGGAAAUACUGGGAUUGGUCUUGCCCACGUUUGUAGAGCCAAAGGUUAUAAAUGUGUCAUCUACAUGCCAAAUACCCAAUCACCAAGCAAAAUGGACUUAUUGAGAUUAUUGGGAGCCGAAGUACAUCCUGUUCCAGUGAAACCUUUCAAGGACCCGAUGAAUUAUAAUCAUCAAGCAAGAAGGCACGCGGAAAGCCAUCCUAAUGCAGUAUGGACCAACCAGUUUGACAAUCUUGCCAACCGUCAAGCGCAUAUUGAAACAACCGGUCCAGAAAUCCUCAAGCAAUUGGAUGGGAAAGUACAUGGUUUCACUUGCUCUACAGGUACCGGGGGAACUUUUGCUGGUACUUCAAGAUACUUGAAGUCUCAAUUGAAAAAUAAGAUUAAGAUAGUUGUCGCCGACCCUCCAGGAUCUUGUGUUUAUGCCUUUGUCAAAUCCAAUGGCAAGUCAUUGGACAACUCUGGGUCCUCAUUCACCGAAGGGAUUGGUCAAGCCAGAAUUACUGAGAAUUUGAAACCGGACAUAGAAAUUAUUGAUGACGCGGUUAAGAUCCCGGAUGCGGAAACCAUUACCAUGUUGUAUGAGUUAUUGGACGCAGAAGGUCUCUAUGUGGGAGGAACUUCAGCUUUGAAUGUUGUGGCAGCCACGAAAGUGGCUGAAAUGUUGCCGGAAGGUUCCAAUGUGGUGACCAUUGUUGCAGAUUCCGCCCACAAGUAUGCCGACAGAAUAUUCAGUGUCUCUUGGUUGAAAUCAAAAAAAUUGUUUGACUCAAUUCCUGAUAAUUUGAAAAAGUACGCUAUAUUGAAAUGA
Molecule: messenger RNA, 1083 nt
Organism: Saccharomycopsis crataegensis
Lineage: Eukaryota; Fungi; Ascomycota; Saccharomycetes; Ascoideales; Saccharomycopsidaceae
Product: cysteine synthase A
Exons: 1
Coding region: 1-1083 (360 amino acids)
Cellular component (GO): cytoplasm
Source: RefSeq, a predicted model, not a curated record